UGCAGACACAGACACACACACGAUCGAUCGAGCGCGUGACUGCGCGUGUACCAGGCGUGGAGAUGUGGAGCGACGAGGUGGCUGAGCUGGGACCCCCCUCCUUCACCUCUUCCUCCACCACCACCACCACCUCGUCAUCGUCGUCGUCUUUGUCGUCGUCAGGCCCCCCACUCCAUCGUCGCCCGUGCGCCGUCUGCCUGGACCGCUCCUCGGGCCUCCACUACGGAGUCGUCUCCUGCGAGGGCUGCAAGGGCUUCUUCCGCCGCAGUGUGCAGAAGAAGGCAAUGUACGAGUGCGCCCAGGACCGGCGCUGCACCAUCAACAAGCUCACGCGCAACCGCUGCCAGUUUUGCCGACUGCAGGGAUGCCUGGCCGCGGGAAUGUCGCGCGAGUUGGUGAGGAACGAGCGUGGGAAGAGGCGCAAGGAGGAGUGCGAGGAGGAGGAGGCGGAGGAGGACGAGGCGGGAGAGGGGGGCGAGACCGAGAUGGACGCCCUGAUACAGAACGUUCGGCGGGCUCACCAAGACACCUUCCCAUCGCUCCACCAGCUUGGCAAGUACACCACGAAGUCGAGCUCGGACCACCGCGUGCAGCUGGACCUGGGCCUGUGGGACAAGUUCAGCGACCUCUCCACCCGCUGCAUCGUCAGCAUCGUGACUUUCGCCAAGCGCGUGCCGGGCUUCGACUCGCUCUCCAUCGCCGACCAGAUCACGCUGCUCAAGGGCGCGUGCCUCGAGAUCCUGAUCCUGCGCAUGUGCACGCGCUACACUCCGGCGAGGGACACGGUGACCUUCUCGGACGGCCUCACGCUCACGCGCACGCAGAUCGGCAGCGCGGCGCUGGGCGGCCCGCUCACCGACGACGUCUUCGCCUUCGCCGGGCGGCUCCACGCGCUGGCGCUGGACGACGCCGAGGCCGCGCUGCUCAGCGCCGUCUGCCUCGUGUGCGGCGACCGCGAGGGGCUGGAGGCGACGGCUCGCGUCGAGCGCCUGCAGGAGCCGCUGCUGGCGGCGCUGGAGCGGCACGCGGGCCGACGGCGACUCCCGGCGCAGCCCCGGGCCUUCGCGCGCAUCCUCAUGGCCGUCGCCGACCUGCGCGGCAUCGGCGCCAAGGGCGCCGAGCGAGUCCUCACCCUCACCACCGAGAUCCCCGGCUCCCUGCCGCCGCUCAUCCGCGAGAUGCUCGACAGCUCGGAGCGCACGCCACCGCAUUCCGCCGGGGGCCAUCGCCACGGUGGACGCGGCGGCGGUGGCGGGCGGUGACGUCGCCGAAGCCGAGUUUUCCCCCGCCGUCCGCGAGCCCUGGGGACCUUCCGGCACGACCCGUGGCUUCGCAGCCUCGUGAGCAAGAGCAACGCAGCCGGGCGUCGCCGUCCGUUCACGGAACAACGGCGAAAUUCGGAACGUCGGGGUCGAGCGUCGUUCGUCCGCUGCUGCAGAGGGUUCGCAAGGUCGGCGGUCCGGAACCGAGAGGCCGCCCCGUUUAAUACCGCGGGGUGCGCGUAACAACCGUAAAGAUCCCGCAUUUGCCAAAUUGCUUGCAAGUUACUCGUCACGGAAAAGCCACUUAGCACCGUCCCACCCUGCUGGCAGACCGAUGCCCACUCCUUGCAGACCGGCGCAGUCUUCAAAACAUGGGGCGAGGUGUAAUAACGAUCACUUUCACGCGUAGGCUUUCACGACCAAUAUCACGAUUCGCAGCGUUGUGUGGGCGUCAUGCCGCAGCCCUCUAAGCCGCCCAUCGAACGAUCAAAUGGAGCCGUCGACGUCACGGGCAAGUGCGCCGAUCGGUUUGGGUCUCUCACCCAAACUGGAGGAGCCCGAAGCGUGAAUUUUCCCAAUUGUACACGAAACGGCGUUCCCGCUGGAGAUGUUACGACGUCAGCCGGCGACCGCCGGGCGAUCACAGAGAGCCCGAGCUCUCCUCCCGUGCGUCGCGGGUCCGUCGAUGCCCAGACGACGCCGGGUGUCGUGGUUCUGGCGUCGCCCCCGAAUCAAGAGGAGGCUGCGUGUGCAGCACCUUCUCUCUCACCACGUCACCUGGUCACCUCCCCCCCAACAACGCCUGCACUGGCAUACACUGCCCCCAUCCCCCCCCACCCCCGCCGCUCCCCACCUCAAUGACCCUCAUCCAGUCAUCCAGUCAUACGUGUACAGGUACACACAAAGAUG
Messenger RNA from Petromyzon marinus (sea lamprey), 2171 nucleotides. The record is from RefSeq and is a predicted model, not a curated record. Lineage: Eukaryota; Metazoa; Chordata; Hyperoartia; Petromyzontiformes; Petromyzontidae.